ACUGCAAGGUAAUGAUCAAGUGAACGGUAGACUAAUGCUUGAGCCUUACAUUACAGGCAAUUGCUCACAGCCAUUGCCUGUAAUAAUUAAUAUUGGUUUAUGAUUAAAAAUUACACCAAGCGCAGUGAUAAUAAACAAUAGAAACUGGUGAUGUUGUAUCAAUGAUUGUACAAGUUGGUGAUGAUGAAACAGUUUAGGCCGACAAAAUCCUGCAUUCGAUAAGCGGUUGUGUUCAAGAACUCAAAGUGGAAGGUGUGGAAUCUUUGCGAUGAAUUCCCAUUGCUUUCAAUUGCAGCUUAUUGCGCUAUUGGUUCUAGUAGCCCUAGUUUCGCUUGUUCGCAAUGAAACAACGGAAAGACCAGCCAUAUCAGACGAAGCUUUGGAAAAAACCUUAAGCGACAAACGGUAUCUUCAAAGGCAGCUGAAAUGUGCCGUUGGAGAAGCCCCUUGUGAUCCAGUGGGUAGACGCUUAAAAAGUUUGGCACCUUUGGUGCUGAGAGGCUCGUGCCCACAAUGCACAGAACAAGAAAAGAAACAAAUCAAGAAAGUGCUGGCGUACGUUCAGGUCAAUUUCCCCAAAGAAUGGAAUAAAAUGCUGCAAACCUAUGCAGGUUGAUUGCGAAAUUCCAAACCAAAUUUAUUUAAUAUUGAUAAUUAAGUGAAGAAAUUAAUGUGCUUCGACUGCUUCCUUUAUACAACGCCCUGUAUAUAAUUUGCGCUUGAAAAUCACAACUUUUCCAUUAUUAAUUGAUGACUAUUUAUAAACCUGCUGUAUUUAUUGUAAAUAAUAUUCCAUUUUCAUCA
This is a messenger RNA of Dendroctonus ponderosae (mountain pine beetle), 804 nucleotides long. It is a transcript of the gene Csp1, whose product is annotated as ejaculatory bulb-specific protein 3. Bases 269 to 616 code for a protein of 115 amino acids. The record is from RefSeq and is a predicted model, not a curated record. Lineage: Eukaryota; Metazoa; Arthropoda; Insecta; Coleoptera; Curculionidae. The transcript has 4 exons.